AUGCAUUUGACGUGUCGUAAAACAAAAAUUUUGCUUUGGUUUAUAUUUGGUUCUCUUACGAUACUUACGCUUUAUUAUUUGCAGCUUUUACCGGGAGCUUAUCGUCUCUACAGCAUUUAUGAUACGACGUUUUCAAAUGAACUCUCACUACAUCAAAGUACAGAGAAAGUAAAUGACGCAACUUUGUCAAGACGUUCGAAUGUUCAGUCAGCUUGGACUUGUACGGGUAAUAUGAAUUAUGAAUCUGAAUGGCGAACGAGAACUUGUGCAUUUAAAAACAUUUGUUAUAAUAAAAAGAAAAAAGUAUUUCAGUUUUAUCGUAAGCCAGGCAGUAUUAAAACGCCAAUUUUAUUUGAGCCUAAACUAGGUCAUAUAUAUGAUUUUCAUGUAAAUAAUCAUGGCUUUGUUAAUCUUUAUACGCGCUCUUCUCCUCGCGAAUCGUGGGGACCAACAAUUGUUGAAGAAUGGUUACCGUCCGCUGAUAAAGUACCUUAUUUAGAGCAUGUUCAUGUUUUAUUUACGCAUUGGUAUGCUCCUUUUAAUCCUGGUCAUGUCAUUUGGGAAGACAUAGGAUCUACUUAUUUUGCUAUGGUUCGAUUAGAUGAAUAUGAUAGAAAUGCUGUUCUUCUUGAAUAUCGACGUUUGCCAACGAAAGGGGACUCAUAUUAUCGCAUGUUUCAAAAUAUAAUUCCUGCUUUUGCUGCAAAAGUCGAUGGUCUUCAUAAUUAUAUGAAUAGUUUCAAUUCGCCUCUUGUAUGUUUUCGGACUAUUGUAGCUGGGGGUGCAAUACCAAUGUUUUCUAUUAGCAAUGAAGCAUAUACAAAUGGAAAAGAAAGAAUUCUCUAUGACUAUCGUACUGCUAUCCUAAGACAUCAUGGUGUCAAUAUAUCUCAUUUGCCGUCACGUCAUCGUAUUGUACUAGUCAACAAAACUCACUCAAUACAUCGUACUGUACGUGGAAUUGCAAAUCUUGCCGAAAUUAAACACUUUAUAUCUUCGACAUAUCCAAGGAUACAACUUGAUGUUAUUGACUGGAGUAAAUAUACAUUUACUCAACAGAUGCAUGAACUAUACAAGACAACUAUAUUAAUCACACCGUGUGGUGGUAUCUCAACAAUAAUACCAUUUUUACCUAAAGGAGCGCAUGCAAUCGUUACGGAUUUCUACGUCAGUAAAGAAGCAUAUCGGAAGCCUGCGAGAUAUGGAGUAGGAGAAUCAGCUUCGAUGGAUGGGGGUUUUUUGAAUUAUUUUCCACAUGUUCACAAGCUUUACUAUCAAGUUCGCAGUGCAGACGAUUAUGUUUUAAACUUUCCUGGAGCAUUAAAUACCCGUUAUGAUGCGUCAGUCAAAAUUAAGAUGACUCGACUAAAGGAACUAAUUGACACUGCCUUACAAGUAUCAUCCUUAAUUCAAUAA
Molecule: messenger RNA, 1416 nt
Organism: Rotaria sp. Silwood2
Lineage: Eukaryota; Metazoa; Rotifera; Eurotatoria; Philodinida; Philodinidae
Source: the annotation of a GenBank genome assembly